Eurytemora carolleeae is the source of this 1785-nucleotide messenger RNA. Its product is annotated as LIM/homeobox protein Lhx5. Gene Ontology annotation, molecular function: DNA-binding transcription factor activity, RNA polymerase II-specific; RNA polymerase II transcription regulatory region sequence-specific DNA binding. Gene Ontology annotation, cellular component: nucleus. The transcript has 11 exons. The record is from RefSeq and is a predicted model, not a curated record. NCBI's taxonomy places the organism in Eukaryota, Metazoa, Arthropoda, Copepoda, Calanoida, Temoridae. Bases 82 to 1305 code for a protein of 407 amino acids. Gene Ontology annotation, biological process: neuron differentiation; regulation of transcription by RNA polymerase II.
UGUGUGGGCCCAGCCUAAUACUACACUCAUUAUUAUAUAUGUGACAAUGAUUAUUGUGAUCACGUGACUAACACCUCCAGGAUGCUCAUGCUCUGUACUGCCUGUGAUAAACCAAUCCUAGACAAGUAUGUUUUGACUGUUCUUGAUCAGCCAUGGCAUCCAGCCUGUGUCAGAUGUGCUACCUGUGGCCUAAGUUUGAAUGAAAAAUGUUUUGCCCGCGACAAUAAACUGUUCUGCAGAGAAGAUUUUUAUAAAAAGUUUGGACCUAAAUGUGAUGGUUGUGGACUAGGAUUGAGUCCCCUGGACCUGGUCCGAAAAGCUAAGGAUCGAGUUUUUCAUCUAAAAUGUUUCACCUGUAUUAUCUGCAGAAAACAGCUGCUGACAGGAGAAGAACUGUACGUGGUCAAUGAUGACAAGUUUGUUUGUAAACAAGAUUAUCUACAGAGAAACGAUGUUGGAUAUGACGAGGAUGAACUGGAUGAGGAUGAGGAUGAGGACGGAUAUGUGGAACCUCGGAAGCUUGACCUAGGGUCUCCAACCUCUAACCUCAACAAAACUCCUUCUCUCAUUGAUUCUUCAACAGAGAGAGAUCUUAAUGAUUCAGAAGGAUCAAUGAACGGUGAUGUAGAUGGUGAUGAUGAGAAAGGAUAUAAAGAAGAUGGAUCUGGGGGUAAACGAAGAGGACCUAGAACAACAAUAAAAGCUAAACAGCUGGAAGUUCUGAAAACAGCUUUUAAUCAGACUCCUAAACCAACACGACACAUAAGAGAGCAGCUAGCGAAAGAGACUGGUUUACCAAUGAGAGUUAUUCAGGUUUGGUUCCAAAACAAGCGGAGUAAAGAGCGACGAAUGAAACAAUUGGCCGGACGAGGUGGAGGAUUUUUCGUCGGAGGAAAGCGAAUUCGAGGAUUUGGCCUCGGUCCACCAGGAAUGGACGACGGACAAUUUUUCUAUGACGGAAUGGGACCGGACUAUGGACGAUAUCCACCUGAUUUUUUCACUGGGGGGCCUGGAUUCCCAGGGGGACCUAAUUUGAGCUUUAAUAAUAUGGGGCCGGGAAUGGAGCAGCCUUUACCAAUGAAUAUUCCUACUUUACCGCCCCUGAUAGGGGAGUUUAAUCAGGGGCCCCCACCCAGGGACACCUUCAACCAUCUCAUCCCUUUCUCCAGAGGGGAGGGACCCUUGGCACGACCUCCACCAUCCUCGACCCCAGAGAGUUUAAGGAGUCCGAGGCCGGGCUCUAGACCAGGAAGUCAUGUUGCCUUUUCAAACCAAAAUAUAGAGGAAGGGAUCGGAGUUUGGUAAAUCCGAAGAAAAAGGACAAAAUAAACUUGAAAAGAACAAAAUUGAUUGAUGCGGAGAAUGAAAGUUCUACGAUAAGAAAACGAUGAAUACCAGCUUAAUACUCAAGCAUUUUUAAACCAGCUUUUUUAUUUUGUUUUCGACAGCAUAAAAUAGUGCCAUAUACUCAUAAUUUUAUUUCCUUGCAGUGUUCGCAACAAUACAAGUUUUCUAAUAAAGAAAAUAUUUUAAACAAUUUUAAAAUAAACACUGCUUUUUUUGCUGUUGCUUUUCUGGCUGGAGAAUUUUUCUUGAAAUUUAUUAGAAAGAAAGUUUCCUGGCCCCCAGCAGCUUAAAGUUUGGAAUAGGUACAACUUUUUUUCAAGUUUAAGUCUAAUUUAGUCAUUUGUUAAAAUUAUACGAGGCCUGUUGUAAAAGUUCUAGUUAAUUUCAGUAAUUAUAAUUAUAUGUAUUAUUGGAGAAAUAAAAAUUAAGCAAUGAAAA